Messenger RNA from Medicago truncatula (barrel medic), 1132 nucleotides. RefSeq lists its product as uncharacterized. Gene Ontology annotation, cellular component: chloroplast thylakoid. The record is from RefSeq and is a predicted model, not a curated record. The transcript has 5 exons. Bases 117 to 914 code for a protein of 265 amino acids. Lineage: Eukaryota; Viridiplantae; Streptophyta; Magnoliopsida; Fabales; Fabaceae.
UAAAAAAGAAAAACAUAUGGACCUUAUCUUUUUCAGGUAGGAUCUUGAUCUUCAACCUCAACCUCUUCCCUUCUCUAUCACUCUGACUGUGAACCCCAUAUGCAGAGACAGAGAGUAUGGCCUCCACACUCAGUCUUAUCAAGCUUCCCAUUCUUUCAAGCAUAAAGCCACGCCAAUCAACCUCAAAACAUGUUGUUCCACUUCCAUCCAAAUUCCCACAAAAGUUUUCAUUAGAUCAUCAAAUUAAUAUCAAACAAACUUCUCUUCUAUCCCUCACAGCAAUCACAUUUCCAUUCUUAUUGGAUACCAAGGAUGCACUUGCUGCCGGUGGAGAGUUUGGGAUAUUUGAAGGAAGGACAUUUGCUCUCAUUCAUCCCAUUGUGUUGGGUGGUUUGUUUUUCUAUACUCUAUAUGCUGGCUAUUUGGGGUGGCAAUGGCGACGAGUUAGGACUAUUCAGAAUGACAUUAAUGAACUCAAGAAACAACUCAAACCUGCUCCUGUCACCCCUGAUGGUAAAGCACUUGAAACUUCACCAGCAUCACCCGUUGAACUUGAAAUUCAGAAACUUACUGAGGAGAGGAAAGAGCUUAUCAAAGGUUCAUACAGGGAUAAACACUUUAAUGCUGGAUCCAUACUUCUAGGAUUUGGUGUCUUUGAGGCUGUUGGUGGUGGACUCAACACAUGGUUAAGGACAGGAAAGCUAUUUCCAGGUCCACAUUUAUUUGCAGGAGCAGGCAUUACCGUCUUAUGGGCACUGGCAGCAGCUCUAGUACCACCGAUGCAGAAAGGCAGUGAAACAGCCAGAAAUCUUCACAUUGCGCUGAAUACAUUGAAUGUUCUUCUCUUUAUGUGGCAGAUUCCCACUGGACUUGAUAUUGUAUGGAAAGUGUUUGAGUUCACAAAAUGGCCUUGAAUGUAUGAUUCUGGUAUGUAAGUAAGCUCCCAGGUUUGAUUAAAGGGACAUCAUGGAUACGGGUCGAGUUCAAUUAUAGAGAUGAGGCGGAUUGUGUGCAUCCCCUGUCUUAAGGCUUGCCUCUUGUUGUGUGCAUUUGAGUAAGAAAUGUUGAACAAGAAUGAUCCAACCUCAAUAAUGUAUCUUGGAAGAAAGUAUCUGCAAACUUUCCUUCUUUA